GAACCAUCCAUUUGUCUUAUCUCGGGCCAAGCACGGUGCCCGGGAGAGAUAGGUAUCUAAUGCUCGAGUGUUAAAAGGCAUCGCGGCGCGAACUCAAGUUCGACUUCUCCUUCAACUUCGCGGUCGGUCCGCUCCUUUGGGAAAAUUUCAUUUGCCUUCUUCCAUCCUUACGAUUGACAGCAGGUGUUCACCAUGAAGUUCGCGAAUCUUCUCAAGCGAAUUGAGCUUCCUGCAGGAUCGCAAUGGGUUAACGAUGACCUUCGUCCCAUAGAGUCCGCCCGCCGGACUUGGACAUUUUUGACCUUUCACAAUUUGUGGUUGCUCAUAAACUGCAACAUUGCCACCUUCUUGACGGGAAGUGCACUUAUCCCUCUGGGACUUACCUGGUGGCAAGCCAUCAUUGCAAUCGUGCUUGGAAAUAUUUUGGCGACAGUCGCACUUCUGUUGAGCUCUCUGGCUGGUGCACACUACCACAUCGGCUUUGCAGUCUUCAACAGGAGCGUAUGGGGCAUGUGGGGUUCUCAAUUUGCAAUAUGGAACAGGGUUUUCUUGGGAUUUGGUACGUAUGGCUUUCAGGCAUGGAUAGGAGGUGAAUGCGUCUACCUCAUACUUCUUUCUUUUGAUCCCAAAUAUGAAUCGCGCAUACCAAACACCAUCCCCGCAGAGACUGGCAUGACGUCCGCCCAAUUCGUCGCAUACGUCAUCUUCUCCCUUAUCAGCCUUCCUGCUCUUUGGAUACGUCCUCACCGUCUCGAGAAGUUCUUCAUUUUUGCCAGUGUCGUAACGCUAGUCUUCUUCCUCGUUCUUCUCAUCUGGGCACUGGCUACUAUGGGACCUGAAGGCUUUGGCGACACACUUCAAUCGAGCACGGGAUACACUGGGACAGGACCACAGAGCACCACUUGGCUUAUGAUAUAUGGAAUAAUGUCCACGAUUGGUUCCAUUGCUGCAGGCAUCAUGAACCAGAACGAUUAUGCACGUUUGGCAAGACGUCCCAGCCAUGCGAUCUGGGGUCAAGCCUUCGCUUUCCCUGGUUACGGCAUCUUUGCUUCGGUCCUUGGAAUUCUCGUCACGGCUGCAACCCAGAACCGUCUUGGAGAAGCAGUCUGGAACCCUCCUACUCUUUUCGUGCGGCUCCUAGAGCGAGACGAAAGUGCUGGGACCCGCGCCGCGCUUUUCUUCGCCGGUCUCGCACUCUGUAUCUCCCAGAUUGGAAGCAGUCUCCCAGGAAACGCUCUUGCUGGAGGUAUCGAUCUUGCGGCCAUCUUCCCGCGUUACAUAAACAUCAGAAGAGGCGCUUACAUUAUCGCCCUCAUCAGCCCUGUCGUCAACCCGUGGCGUCUUGUCAAUACCGCUACUACGUUUCUCACUGUGCUAUCGAGCUACAGUGUGUUCCUUGCGCCAAUGACGGGUAUCAUGGCUGCCAGCUAUCUCGUGGUCAACAAGCAGAAGCUGAACAUUGAUGAUUUAUACGUCGGCAGUGAGAGUAGCAUUUACUGGUACAGUCGAGGAAUCAACUGGCGUGCGCCAGUAGCAUGGAUCAUUGGUGCCGCUCCUUGCAUACCUGGCUUUGUAGCCGCCGUCAAUUUCUCUGUGGUCGUAUCUGAUGGUGCCACCGAGCUGUACUAUCUAAACUAUCUAUUCGGCUUUCUUGCAAGUGCUGUUGCGUUCAGCAUUCUGCAUUUCGUUUUCCCCGCGAAAAGAGUAGAUGAAUUCGUUCGCAGCGAUAUGAGUUCCAAGGGUCUUCGUAAAUUUUACGAGGAUCGUUGGGAGGUGAUUACGGUAGUUGGAGAGAGUACAGGAUCUGUGGAUAAUGCCUCUGAAUCCAUGGAAAGGUCUAAGGACAUGGAGUCUGCUACAAAGGCACUCUAGUGGGAUCAGGUGCUGGCGAUUAUUCUGAUUUGUAAUUACUGUUUGAUACUGCAGCGCGAUAUUUGUUUCUAAUUACUGCAUAUACAUAUGUUCCCUUACAUGCCUUGGAAGAAACCAUUGCU
This is a messenger RNA of Aaosphaeria arxii CBS 175.79, 1994 nucleotides long. RefSeq lists its product as uncharacterized. The transcript is spliced from 7 exons. The record is from RefSeq and is a predicted model, not a curated record. Gene Ontology annotation, biological process: nucleobase transport; transmembrane transport. The coding region runs from base 193 to 1872 and encodes 559 amino acids. Gene Ontology annotation, molecular function: nucleobase transmembrane transporter activity. Gene Ontology annotation, cellular component: plasma membrane. Lineage: Eukaryota; Fungi; Ascomycota; Dothideomycetes; Pleosporales.